AUGUUCGAAAUCAGCCGAACCCUGAACGCCGCCUUGUUGAGCAAUGAGUAUCUGAAGAUGAUGGUAAGGUACUCCCAGUACUCUGCACUAGCCCAGGCUGAAGGCUCCAUCCCAGGCAUGGGCUCCCUGCUUUUACCCCACGAUCCAUCCAGCCAGCCGGGGGCCAGGUCACUGGGGGGAUCGACAGAGACUCAGUGGCGUCAGGCAGACUUGCCGCAGCUCCAGGGCUGGGCUGACAAGGGACUGCUGACACAGCCAAAGAUGAUAAUCAGUAACAUGGAGCCUCAGGUGACGAAUGGGCCGAACCCAGCCACAGCCAACGGGCCAUCGAGCAACAACCGCAGUUGCCCGUCGCCCAUGCAGACCAGCAGCUCCAACGACGACAGCAAGACCAACCUCAUCGUCAACUACCUGCCCCAGAACAUGACCCAAGAGGAGUUCCGCAGCCUUUUCGGCAGCAUUGGCGAAAUUGAGUCCUGCAAGCUGGUCCGCGACAAAAUCACAGGACAGAGUCUUGGAUAUGGUUUUGUCAACUACAUUGACCCAAAGGAUGCAGAGAAAGCCAUCAACACAUUAAAUGGACUCAGACUUCAAACCAAAACUAUCAAGGUGUCAUAUGCACGGCCCAGCUCAGCCUCUAUCCGUGAUGCUAACCUGUACGUGAGUGGCCUGCCUAAGACCAUGACCCAGAAAGAGCUGGAGCAACUUUUCUCCCAGUAUGGACGAAUCAUCACUUCACGUAUCCUCGUUGACCAGGUCACAGGACCCCAGGGUGGUUCGCGUGGCGUAGGCUUCAUUCGAUUUGAUAAGAGAAUAGAGGCUGAGGAGGCCAUCAAGGGCCUGAAUGGACAGAAGCCCUCCGGAGCAGCUGAGCCCAUCACGGUGAAAUUUGCCAACAACCCGAGCCAAAAGACAAGCCAGGCCCUGCUCUCGCAGCUCUACCAGUCCCCAAACCGCCGUUAUCCUGGGCCCCUGCACCACCAAGCCCAGAGGUUCAGGCUGGACAAUUUGCUUAAUAUGGCCUAUGGCGUUAAGAGGUUCUCUCCCAUCACCAUAGAUAGCAUGACCAGUCUAGUAGGGAUGAACAUUCCCGGGCACACCGGCACUGGCUGGUGCAUCUUCGUCUAUAACCUGUCUCCAGACUCAGACGAAAGUGUGCUUUGGCAGCUCUUUGGGCCGUUCGGUGCCGUCAACAAUGUCAAGGUGAUCCGAGACUUCAACACCAACAAGUGCAAAGGGUUCGGCUUCGUCACCAUGACGAACUACGACGAGGCGGCUAUGGCUAUCGCAAGUCUGAACGGGUACCGGCUUGGCGACCGCGUGCUGCAGGUCUCCUUCAAGACCAACAAGACCCACAAGUCCUGAACUCCCUCCCCACUGUCGUGUAGCCCCUUCAAACACACCACUACUAACACCCACCUCAGCCCACACAGCAAGACAGGAA
This is a messenger RNA of Neoarius graeffei (lesser salmon catfish), 1444 nucleotides long. It is a transcript of the gene elavl4, whose product is annotated as ELAV like neuron-specific RNA binding protein 4. The record is from RefSeq and is a predicted model, not a curated record. Lineage: Eukaryota; Metazoa; Chordata; Actinopteri; Siluriformes; Ariidae. The coding region runs from base 1 to 1365 and encodes 454 amino acids. The transcript has 10 exons. Gene Ontology annotation, cellular component: ribonucleoprotein complex. Gene Ontology annotation, molecular function: RNA binding.